CAGUUCAAAUUAUAUUACAAUUUUUAGUGACUCUUCAAAUGUGUGCAGAAUACGUUUCUCUUUUUUGUAUAAAAUAAAAUUACCAAAAUAAAAUAAAAAAUAUGGACACGGACCCUGUCGACUCACCACCGCCGCCGCCGCCGCCAUCCGCACCGCCACUCAACAGCACACCACCCACUACAGCAGGAGACUCAGAUAUAAGAAUGGAACAGGAUGAAGAUCAGAUUUUAGGUGCUAGUGGCGGAGCAGGAGACAAUUCAUUACUGCAUCAAAUUGAACACCAAUUUUCCUGCAUGGCCACCACUGACAAGGACGUUCUUGUUAAACAAUUACAAAAAAUGGUGGGGGAGAGCGUCCUCAACGAGUACGCCGCCGCGUUCUUUCUCGACAUGAACAAUUGGAACCUCCAACUCGCCGUGGGCUCCUAUUUCGACCUGAUUGGAAACUCCCAAUCGCCUCCAACUCAUCAAAAUCUCCACCACUACCCACGCCAUUCCACAAUAAUAACACCCUCACCCAUCUUAGGCUCCACCCCGUCCUUUUCCUGCACCUCCAUCCCACCGCCCCCUCAUUCCGUGGCUCUAGCAGAAAACAAAGCCCAACAAAUCGAACUCGUAUUACAAAACGACGGUCAAACCCGGUGGCCACCGGGAUGCUGUCUGAGAUACGUUCAGGGUGACCUCAACGUCGUUGUGAUGGAUUAUUGUGAUACUAAUGAAGGAGGGAAUUCUGGGAAUGGAAAUCAGUGGACUAUUGAUAAAAUUAACGUUCUGGAGGCGGUGGAGCCCCUCGCCAGCACAACGCUAAAGAUGACAUUCCUCUGUGUUCCAACCCCGAUAACGCCCUCAAAGAUUGAAAUGCAUUGGCAAAUGUGUACUCCGGAUGGGUAUUUAUUUGGUCAAUUGAUCAAUUUUCAAAUUAGUGUGGGCAGUGCGGUGGGGGAUGUCGUUGAACAAUUUGGCAGAUUGGGACAAUAAAUUACUUUUUGUAUUGCUA
This is a messenger RNA of Folsomia candida, 996 nucleotides long. Its product is annotated as protein ILRUN. Bases 102 to 977 code for a protein of 291 amino acids. Gene Ontology annotation, molecular function: protein binding. The transcript has 3 exons. The record is from RefSeq and is a predicted model, not a curated record. NCBI's taxonomy places the organism in Eukaryota, Metazoa, Arthropoda, Collembola, Entomobryomorpha, Isotomidae.